AUGAUGUUUGUAGGCUGGGUGUCACUUGUGAUCUCGUUUGUGGCUCUGUUCGCUGUUGCAUUGGACGUGGAUCCAGACUCGUGGUUCAAUGAGCAAUAUACAAGAACAGUUGAGUUGUCCAAAAGUUAUGUUAGAGAAUCAGUUUUAUUAAAUAUUAAAAACACUGCAAGUGCUCCUCAAGAUACCUAUUAUUUCCAUUUAAGCGAUGGCUUGGACUUUAUUAAAGAUUUAUCUUUGAUUUCAGCUAUCUUGGUUAAAAAUAGAAACGCUGUUGAUAUAGUUCCGGUUAUUGAGUCAGAAGAAGAUUCUUCGUCUGCUUCCAAUAAAUUGUUCAAAAUCACUUUACCUUAUCCGGUUUCUCCUCAAUCAAGUGUUGAUAUUAAUGUCCAAUAUAAUUACAUGAACUCAGUCCGUCCUUUCCCCGAAAAGAUUGAAUUAAGUGAUGUUCAGAAACUUCUUAUUAAGACAAACAAGUUCCCUUACUCACUUUAUGCCACUAAAAAUUAUCAAUUGGCUUUUGGUGGUGUAGGAAAGUCUGAAGAGAUGAACUUGAACUUAAGUAAUGAUUCAGUUGUCACAAAGGAUUUACCAUCUUUGGAAGGCCGUGUGGAAAACAAUAUGCUUGUUUAUGGUCCUUUACUUUCAGUUGUUGGUCCAAAGACUAUUUUUCCAAUGGGUUUGUUAUAUACUCACUCAAAGGCAAUUGCUAAAGUAACAAAGUUGGACCGUAGUGUUUGGAUACCAGGACUGGAUGUUAUUCAAUUACCCGUUGAAGAAUACUUUGAAUUAACUAAUGAUGGUGCAGCCUUAGCAUCUGGAUUCUCCAGAAUCGACUUUAUGAAGGGAAGAUACGGUCAGAAUAAAAACCAUUUUUCUUUACUUCAAUUGGAAUUUCCCUUUACAGAUUCCAACUCUUAUUCUGAUUAUUAUUACACCGAUUUGGUUGGGAAAGUUGAUACUCAUCAAAUCAUACAAAAACAUUUGGUUAUACAACCUCGUUAUCCAAUGUUUGGUGGUUGGAAAUAUAACUUCACUCUUGGAUGGAAUCAAUUGGUUGUUAAUAGUAUUCGUCGUGUUAUUGAUGAAGAAGAUACUUACGUUAUGGCAUUCCCAAUAGUUAAUGGUUUGCAAGAUGUUACUUAUGAUAAAGUCUAUUUAUCUUUCUACUUACCGGAAGGAGCUGAAUUUGUUAAUGUUUCUUCUCCUAUUCCCUUUGAAAAUAUGGAAGUUUCUUCAGAUUUGAGUUACUUUGAUGUUGCUAAGGGUCACACCAAAAUCACUUUAACAUACACCAAUGUCAUUGAUGCUAUGACUAAGUUGGACGUUUUCAUCCAAUACAAGUAUUCCAGUAAAAGUUUUAUCUGGAAAAUCCUUAAAAUUAGUGGCUUUAUCUUUACUGCUUUGACAUCCUACUUCAUCCUAGGAAGCUUAGAUUUGUCAGUUGACGACAAGAGCAAGAAAUAG
This is a messenger RNA of Lizanozyma spartinae, 1464 nucleotides long. RefSeq names its product dolichyl-diphosphooligosaccharide--protein glycotransferase subunit (gene OST1). The coding region runs from base 1 to 1464 and encodes 487 amino acids. Gene Ontology annotation, cellular component: oligosaccharyltransferase complex; membrane. The transcript has a single exon. Lineage: Eukaryota; Fungi; Ascomycota; Pichiomycetes; Serinales; Debaryomycetaceae. The record is from RefSeq and is a predicted model, not a curated record.